AUGCCGAUGCUCACAAAGAACAACUAUGACAAUUGGAGUAUCAAGAUGAAGGCAUUACUAGGAGCUCAAACUGUGUGGGAUAUCGUCGAGAAAUGUUUCAAUGAGCAAGAUGAAGUCUCGCUAAGCCAAGGUGUAAAUGAGACAUUGAGGGAGUCAAGAAAAAGAGACAAGAAAGCUCUCUUUCUCAUUUAUCAAUCGGUGGAUGAAGAUGCAUUUGAGAAGAUCUCCAACGCAACGACAGCCAAAGAAGCAUGGGACAAACUUCGAACUUGCAACAAAGGAGUGGAACAGGUGAAAAAUAUUCGUCUUCAAACUCUUAGAGGCGAUUUUGUACGUUUAUUUAUGGAAGAGACCGAGUCAAUUUCUGAUUAUUUUUCUCGUGUAUUGGCCGUAGUCAAUCAACUUAAAAGAAAUGGCGAAGAUGUUAAUGAGGUGAAAGUCAUGGAGAAAAUACUUCGCACUUUAAAUCCAAGCUUUGGCUUCAUUGUUACCAACAUUGAAGAAAAUAGGGAUUUAAAGACCAUAACUAUUGAGCAACUCAUGGGUUCCUUACAAGCAUACGAAGAAAAAUAA
Molecule: messenger RNA, 573 nt
Organism: Lathyrus oleraceus (garden pea)
Lineage: Eukaryota; Viridiplantae; Streptophyta; Magnoliopsida; Fabales; Fabaceae
Exons: 1
Coding region: 1-573 (190 amino acids)
Source: RefSeq, a predicted model, not a curated record